Paramuricea clavata is the source of this 4603-nucleotide messenger RNA. NCBI's taxonomy places the organism in Eukaryota, Metazoa, Cnidaria, Anthozoa, Malacalcyonacea, Plexauridae. The record is from the annotation of a GenBank genome assembly.
AUGAGACUGGUCCGGUUUAAUAUUAAUUUUGGCAAGCUCAUUAGUUAUUUCUAUAGUUGUUUUACCUGGAUAUGUGAAUUUAUAAACUUUCCUUUUUGAGAGUUUUACCGGACUAACAUUUUUGAUUAUUGAAUCCCCAAUAAGUGCAAUACCUUUCUUUGGUACUCGAUCACUGUUACCACUUGUACCUUGCGUUCUGUCAUCCUUGGGCUCUGUAGAUUUACUUGUACUCUCAGACAUAUUUUGACUAGGUGUUGGUUGUUGUAUAUCAGAAUCAAUAUUAAUUACGGAAGCAUCAAAGUCACUGUUAUUGUUUAGUUCAUUUGCCUCGUCCUCUAAAGACGAGAACUGGUUGUGCAGCCUUGUAACCUCGUUUCCUUUUUGAUUCUCACUUCUUGUUGAUGCUGAAGACAAGGUUGCUCACGCUGAGGACAAGGCUCCUCAAGCUGAGAUCAAGGUUCCUCACGCUGAGGACAAGGUUGCUCACGCUGAGGACAAGGUUCCUCACGCUGAGGGAAAGGUUCCUAACGCUGAGGACAAGGCACGUCACGCUGAAGACAAUGUUCUUCACGCGGAGGACAAGCUUCUUCACGGCCAGGAGAAGGUUCCUCACGCUCAGGACAAGGUUUUUCACGCUCUGGACAAGGUUCUUCACGCUGAGAACAAGGUUCUUCACGCUGAGAACAAGGUUCCUCAUACUGAGAACAACGUUCGUCAUGCUGAGGACAAGGUUUUUCACGCUCUGGACAAGGUUCUUCACGCUGAGAACAAGGUUCUUCACGCUGAGAACAAGGUUCCUCAUACUGAGAACAACGUUCGUCAUGCUGAGGACAAGGUUCCUCACGCUGAGGACAAGGUUGCUCACGCUGAGAACAAGGUUCGUCACGCUGAGGACAAGGUUCUUCAAGCCGUAGACAAGGUUUUUCACGCCGAGGAGGUUCCUCACGCUCAGGACAAGUUUUUUCACCCUGAGGACGAGGUUCCUCACGCUGAGGAGAAGGUUCCUCACGCUGACAACAAGGUUCCUCAAGCUGAGGACAAGGUUCUUUACGCUGAGGACAAGGUUCCUCAUGCUGAGGACAAGGUUGUUCACACUGAGGACAAGGUUCCUCACUCUGAGAACAAGGUUCUUCACGCUGAGGACAGGGUUCCUCACGCUGCGUACAAGGCUCUUCACGCUGAGGACCAGGUUCCUCAACUUAGAACAAGGUUCCUCACGCUGAGGACAUGGUUCCUCACGCUGAGGACAAGGUUCUUCACGCUGAGGACAAGGUUCUUCAAGCUGAGGACAAUGUUCCUCACGCUGAGGUGAAGGUACCUCACGCUGCGGACAAGGUUCUUCACGCUGAGAACAAGGUUCCUUGUGCUGAGGACAAGUUUCCUCGCGCUGAGCACAACGUUCUUCACGCUGAGGUCAAGGUUCUUCACGCCAAGCACAAGGUUCCUCACUCUGAGGACAAGGUUCUUCACGCUAAGGACAAUGUUCUUCACGCCGAGGACUAGGUUGCUCACCCUGAGGACAAAGUUCUUCACGCUGAGGACAAGGUUCCUCAACUUAGAACAACGAUCCUCACGCCGAGGACAAGGUUCACGCGGAGGAGAAGGUUCCUCACGCUCAGGACAAGGUUUUUCACGCUCUGGACAAGGUUCUUCACGCUGAGAACAAGGUUCUUCACGCUGAGAACAAGGUUCCUCAUACUGAGAACAACGUUCGUCAUGCUGAGGACAAGGUUCCUCACGCUGAGGACAAGGUUGCUCACGCUGAGAACAAGGUUCUUCACGCUGAGAACAAGGUUCUUCACGCUGAGAACAAGGUUCCUCAUGCUGAGGACAAGGUUCCUCACGCUGAGGACAAGGUUGCUCACGCUGAGAACAAGGUUCGUCACGCUGAGGACAAGGUUCUUCAAGCCGUAGACAAGGUUAAGGUUUUUCACGCCUGAGGAAAGGUUCCUCACGCUGAGGACAAGGUUCCUCACUGAGGACAAGGUUCACGCUGAGGACAAGGUUCCUCAUGCUGAGGACAAGGUUUUCACACUGAGGACAAGGUUCCUCACGCUGAGAACAAGGUUCUUCAAGCUGAGGACAAGGUUCCUUACGCUGAGGACAAGGUUCCUCACGCUGAGGACAAGGUUCCUCACGCUGAGGACAAGGUUCUUCACGCUGAGGACAAGGUUCUCAACAAGGUUCCUCACGCUGAGGACAAGGUUCUUCACGCUGAGGACAAGGUUCUUCACGUGAGGACAAGGUUCCUCACGCUGAGGACAAGGUUCCUCACGCUGAGGACAAGGUUCUUCACGCUGAGGACAAGGUUCUUGUGCUGAGGACAAGUUUCUUCACGCUGAGGUCAAGGUUCUUCACUGAGGACAAGGUUCUUCACGCUAAGGACAAUGUUCUUCACGCCGAGGACUAGGUUGCUCACCCUGAGGACAAAGUUCUUCACGCUGAGGACAAGGUUCCUCAACUUAGAACAAUCCUCACGCCGAGGACAAGGUUCUUCACGCUGAGGACAAGGUUCUUCACGCUGAGGACAAGGUUCUUCACGCCGAGGACAAGGUUCCUCACGCUGAGGACAAGGUUCUUCACGCUGAGGACAAGGUUCCGAUCAAUCUUUUCCAGAUAAUUUGUUUCCAUACCAGGCUAUAAUAUAGAAAGAAGGGUUAGAAAUAGAAAUGGGGGAGGCAUUGGAUUUUAUAUAAGAGAUGUUAUUAAUUAUGAGCUUAUGCAUGAAUUAGCUCAAGAUCCACUGGAGUGGCUAUGUAUUAAGGUACAAAAUCCUAAAUCCAAACCAUUCAUCGUUGGUACUUGGUACAGACCCCUUUCUUCAACCACUGACAUUAUGAAUAACCUCGAAUUAUUAAUUAAGAAGUUAGAACUACUAGAUAUUGAAAUUAAUAUUAUAGGUGAUUUUAGCUUUGAUUUAGGUGCUUCUCCCCCUAACGCACCUACUAAACAUUUCUUGGAUCUCUGCUACUUAUACCAGUACCAUCAACUUAUUAAAGAGCCUACUCGAAUAACCGAACGCUCUUAUUUAUUACUAAUAAUCCAACAAUGUAUGUGAAAUCUGGAGUUUGCCACAUUGGUAUUAGUGACCAUUCACUUGUAUAUGCAAUUCGUAAACUUUGUGUACCUAGAAACGAUCCUAGAAUAAAUCGCAGCAGGCAAUUUGGAGAUUUCAACGCAAAUUCAUUUAGAUAUGACCUCUGCUUAGCCCCGUGGCAUAUCAUUGAGGAGUACGAAAAUGAUCCAAAUCUUGCUUGGGAUGCUUGGAAAACUCUUUUCCAGAAAAUAUCUGAUAUUCAUGCACCCAAACGGAGUAGAAAAAUUCGAAAUAAGCACUCUCCUUGGUUAACCCCAGAACUUAUGAAAUUGAUGUUUGAGAGGGACCGACUGAAAAGAAUAGCAAAUAAACAUGAUACUGAACAUAACUGGUCCAAGUAUAGAAGUGCACGAAAUAAUGUUAACAAGAUGUAUACAAGAUGCGAAAGUUGCAUAUUAUCACAAUUACUUUAGAAAUAGCUUUGGUGAUAUUAAAAACACAUGGAAAGGUGUGAAUGAGCUUAUGGGUAAAAACUCCCGUACCAAUGUAAUAAGCAGCAUUAAAGUUGGUGACUGUAACUACACUUCUUCAAGUGACAUAAGUAUUGCAUUUAAUAACCACUUUACUCAAAUUGAACCUAAAUUAGUUAAUAAUGUUCCCACGUCAAACUCUAACUUCGAGCAAUAUAUUACCACUACCGAUAAUAAUUUUUCUAUCACUGAGACAAAUAAUACAAUUGGGUACAACUUGAUUCAAUCACUUAAUGUAAAUAAAUCUACUGGUUUAGAUGAGAUAUCAUGCAAGCUAUUAAAAGAAGCUUCGCCAAUUGUUUUUUCAUCCUUAACCCAUAUAAUAAACUUAUCCAUAAGAAAUGGGGUAUUUCCCAAUGAUUGGAAAAGAGCUAGGGUAAUGCCAAUAUAUAAAGAAGACACAAAAUCAGAUCCUGAUAAUUAUAGACCAAUAUCUAUCUUACCGAUUGUCAGUAAAAUAAUUGAAAAGAUCGUUUUCUCUCAGUUUUAUGGAUACCUAAUCGAUAAUAAUCUAUUGUCUAGUUCCCAACAUGGAUUUAGACCAUUACAUUCAACGCUUACGACUCUUCUAAUAUCUACCAACAAUUGGUACCAAAAUAUUGAUAAAGGGCUAUUUAAUGGAAUUCUAUUACUAGACUUAAAAAAAGCCUUUGAUACCGUGAACCAUCCAAUUUUAUUAAAGAAGCUUGAGAUGUAUGGCGUAGAUCCUAAUUCUAUCAAUUGGUUUAGAUCAUAUCUAACAGGUCGCAAACAAUGCACAAGCAUUAAUGGCACAUUGUCUAGCUUGCUACCUGUUACUUGUGGGGUUCCUCAGGGAUCGGUGCUUGGGCCCUUAUUGUUUCUAAUUUAUAUUAAUGAUCUUCAAGCCUGCCUCUCUACAUCGUCCCUUAUGAUGUAUGCUCAUGAUACAUGUUUAACUGUUAGUUCUAACGAUCCAAAAGACCUAGAGCUUAAACUAAAUAACGAACUUAGAAAAGUGCAAACGUGGCUAAGGGCUAAUAAGCUUACUCUGAAUGUAAAGAAGACAAAAUCUUAA